Aspergillus terreus NIH2624 is the source of this 837-nucleotide messenger RNA. RefSeq lists its product as uncharacterized. Gene Ontology annotation, molecular function: protein binding. The record is from RefSeq and is a predicted model, not a curated record. Lineage: Eukaryota; Fungi; Ascomycota; Eurotiomycetes; Eurotiales; Aspergillaceae. The transcript has a single exon. Bases 1 to 837 code for a protein of 278 amino acids.
AUGACUGACCUUCAAUCCCUCCCAUCGGAGGUUCUGCUCCUGACUUUCGAAAGCUGCGAUAGUCUCUCCCAAGCAAUCGCCCUCUCUCUAACCUCCAAGCGACUCUACUCGAUCUUCUCGUCCCUUGUACAUUCCAUUGGAACUGAUGUUGGUCGACGGGAUAUCCUCGCUUUCGACGAUGCUGUGAUCGCCGCACGCGCAACUCGUUUAGUCCUCGAGCGUUUCCAUGAGGGCCGGCUUCCUCCAGACCCAUUUCCUUUGGAGUCAUUGGGUUUAAAAGCAAAAAAGUCGUCUUUGAAACACGUGGGACUGGUCCUCAACUGGGCACAUCUGGUCAACUGUAUUGAAGAUACCUAUCUCGUCAACACUAACUGGGGUGCGGACGUUUGGCUACGCUUGAGCGAACUUGGUUCUACCGCCGCACACGACUGGAGGGAAAGGUUUCAUCGGUCCAUGUAUCCUGUUUUCCUGACCGGCGCGGUCUCGUGUCGAAUAUAUCAGGAACCCCUAUUUCUAGACGCUCCCUAUGGUUUCCUUGAGCAAGGUGGUCAUCGACCCCUCACGUACGAUGAUAUAGAACGUAUGCUCAGAUGGUAUGUGUUCAACUUUGAGUCCUAUGAGCAUCACGAACCCCUAUACAGCCACCUAGCCGAUUAUUUUGUUCAACAGAGUCAAGAUCGCGCGCAGCGUGAAACACCGCCGGACGUGUACCCCGAGGGAGCGAUCCCUUAUGAGCUUAGCAGAGACCAUGCCAAUACUCUCUAUGCAGAUAUCUUGCAAUGUGUAUUUGCUUACAUGCUCCUGUCUGAUACCUGGAAUGAAAUCGUAUUGUUUUAG